Messenger RNA from Fonsecaea multimorphosa CBS 102226, 1275 nucleotides. RefSeq lists its product as uncharacterized. The record is from RefSeq and is a predicted model, not a curated record. Lineage: Eukaryota; Fungi; Ascomycota; Eurotiomycetes; Chaetothyriales; Herpotrichiellaceae. The coding region runs from base 1 to 1275 and encodes 424 amino acids. The transcript has a single exon.
AUGUUUCGUCCUAGGCCCCAAUUUCUUUCUGCUUUGGCAUUGGCCAUCCCUGCGCACACGGCAGCUCUUCUGGCGAUGGUCUAUUCGCCUACAGAUUCACAUUUUCGGAUCGUUGCUAUGCUUCUGAUAGUGGUCCUCGUUCGACAGUGUCUCCUUUCAGUGGACGAGCCCUCCGAUAUAGGCGAAGUGUUCCGGCUCUACAUGUGCGGCUACAUACUUUACGCCCACGAAUUUUUGCUCCUGAAAAGACUCACUGUCCCGGCCUCCUCUUCGACCCCACAACGCCUCGUUGCGGGCCUGAGGCUUCUCUUCUCCCCAAGACUCCAUGUGCCUAAAAAGUCAAUUCCUCCAUUCGACGCCACGGAGCCGAACCAUGUGCCAACUCGCUGGCAAUUCCUUUGCCGACGGGCAACCAGCAUCGCUUGGAUGGCUACUGCUUACUACUGCGUCUUUCAUCGGUACCCCCUGCGGGUCCUCAUCACCGACUAUGCCCGACCGCGAGAGCAUCUCCUUGGGCGGUUGUCGCAAGUGAGUGGCCGUGAGGCAGUCGUGCGGGUGUACACGGCGUUCAAGGAGCAUUUCAGAAACUAUCUCCUGAUGUCCCUCGGCCACAGCACGAGCUCUCUCGUGGGAGUGUUCCUCUUUCAGGACGAUCCGGCCGACUGGCCACCAUUGUACGGAAGCUUGAAAGACGCAUACACGGUCCGGAGAUACUACAGUCACUUCUGGCACCGAGUCAUGCGAACUGCAUUCGUCUCCAAUGCCAAGUUCCUGUCGUUUCGCGUCCUGCGGAUCUCCCCUUCUGCCACCAUAUCCAGGUAUUUGGUUUCUGUGACCGCCCUUGCCAUUUCAGGUAUCAUGCACUCUGUGGCGUUUUCCACAUCGUGGAGAUGUGCAAGUCUUCGCCCGCUGUGGUAUUACCUGUCCAUCGCAGGCGCAAUUCUGGUCGAGGAUCUUGCACAACUAGGCUACCGCAGGACGAUAGCGUGGCUGUCCGGCAAGAGGACGACGCGUAAUGCGGACGAAAACGCCAUACAGGCCGUCAGCACGCUCCCAUUAUUACAUGACGCAAAAGGGGAACGUCUGGUCGAGUCAGAACGUUCUGGCCUGGGAUCCUCCCUCAAGGGUGCCAGACCAUCUCCUGGCUGGCGAUAUUUGGGGUACCUAUGGGUCAUAUGUUUCGAAUGCUGGGCGAUCCCAAGGGCGGUCUAUCCACAGAUGAUCUGUCGAUGGCAAGAGCGAUAUCUGGCAUUACAUCCCGACGAGACUCUUUAA